AUGGCCGUGGACGUGUGGGUGGACAGGGAAACGGAAGAGGCGGCGCAAGAAAAAAAGCUAAUGGAAAAGAAAAGCCUGAUGGUAAUCCAGAUUGGAAAAAUAUUGAGGAAGGUCAUCAAUAACAUUUUUGAACAGCUUUCCAAUCAGACAAAUUUAUAUUAUGAUUAUUUGAAAGCAAAUUCAAACAAACCUUUGCCACCCUUUGAACAAACAACAGUCACAGAGAUUAUGGCGUUUUUUGGUAUGGUCGUUGCAAUGGGACUAGCGAGACUUCCAUGUUAUGAUGAUUACUGGGCAAGGGGAAUUAUGCGCAUGCCAUGGUUUGCAUCAAUAAUGUUUCGAAAAAGGUUCAGAGAUAUCUUGAGGUAUUUUCAUCUUGUAGAUAAUAGAAAAAAUGUUGAGAAAGGACACCCUAAUUACUCAAAACUGUUCAAACUUGGUGGGUUGGAGGAAAAAUUAAGUAAAAUGUUUUCAGACAUGUAUCAUCCUGGGCAAAAUCUUAGCAUAGACGAACAAAUGAUUGGUAUGAAAAGCCGCUGUGGGCUUUAUUCAAUACAUGCCCAAAAACCAAAGAAAUUUGGUGUCAAGGUUUGGGCAUGUUGCGAAGCGGAAUCCUCGUACUGUCUGAAGUUUCAGAUUUACACCGGAGCGUCAGACACUGGAGCUAAGCAUGGUUUGUCACACCGAGUUGUAUUUGAUCUCAUGGAAAACUACCUCGAUCGGAAUUAUCAUUUGUUCAUUGAUAAUUUUUACACAAGCCUAAACCUGAUCAAAAGCCUCAAGGAUAGGCAAACAUAUGCCUGCAGAACUAUCAGAACGAACCGAGGUGAAUUCCCGAAACGAUUCAAGGAAGGAAAACUUGAUAUCGGCAAAUCAAUGUAUAUUCAGAUUGAUACUAUUGUUGCAGUUCACUGGAAAGAUAAGAGGGAUGUUUUUGUUAUGUCCUCUAUUCAUGGGAAUCAAGAAGUCACCAUUCAACGACAUAAAGGAGAUGUUGAAAAGCCUUCCAUGAUUCAGUCAUACGAUCAAAGCAUGGGAGGCGUUGAUAAAUGUGAUCAACGUAUAUCAUACUACGGCCUGAACCGAAAAUCCUGGAAGUGGUAG
Messenger RNA from Hydractinia symbiolongicarpus, 1104 nucleotides. RefSeq names its product piggyBac transposable element-derived protein 4-like. Bases 1 to 1104 code for a protein of 367 amino acids. Lineage: Eukaryota; Metazoa; Cnidaria; Hydrozoa; Anthoathecata; Hydractiniidae. The record is from RefSeq and is a predicted model, not a curated record. The transcript is spliced from 2 exons.